Nycticebus coucang (slow loris) is the source of this 889-nucleotide messenger RNA. It is a transcript of the gene ZNHIT3, whose product is annotated as zinc finger HIT-type containing 3. Gene Ontology annotation, biological process: maturation of LSU-rRNA from tricistronic rRNA transcript (SSU-rRNA, 5.8S rRNA, LSU-rRNA); box C/D snoRNP assembly; snoRNA localization. The record is from RefSeq and is a predicted model, not a curated record. Gene Ontology annotation, cellular component: nucleus; pre-snoRNP complex. The coding region runs from base 38 to 514 and encodes 158 amino acids. The transcript is spliced from 5 exons. Lineage: Eukaryota; Metazoa; Chordata; Mammalia; Primates; Lorisidae. Gene Ontology annotation, molecular function: protein binding.
GAGGCGUGCUCUUGGGGGCGGGCUGGGGACCUGCCGGAUGCGAGACAUGGCUUCGCUCAAUUGCUGCGCGGUAGUCUGCGUCAUCUGCUUGGAUAAGCCCAAAUACCGUUGCCCAGCCUGCCGCGUGCCCUAUUGCUCAGUGACCUGCUUCCGGAAGCACAAAGAGCAGUGCAACCCUGAAACUCAUCCUGCUGAGAGAAAAAUAAGAUCAGCUGUUCCUGCAAAAACUAGUAGGCCUGUGGAAAAUAAAGAUGAUGAUUCCUUGGUAGCUGAUUUUCUCAAUAGUGAUGAGGAAGAAGACAGAGUUUCUUUGCGGCAUUUAAAGAAUUUAGAGGAAUCAGCAGCAUUAAGAAGCUUAUUGCUUAAUCCACACCUCAGACAACUGAUGGUCAGCCUUGAUCAGGGGAACGACAAAGCAAAGCUCAUGAGAGCCUACAUGCAAGAGCCCUUGUUUAUGGAGUUUGCAGACUGCUGUUUAGGAAUUGUUGAGCCAUCCCAGAAUGAGGAUUCUUAACAUGGAUUAUUGUGCUGCUUGCUCAAGCUUGCCUCCCAGAGCUUACCCACUUCUCCUAGGAGACCGCUGGUGUGGGGGCCCUGAGGAGGAGAGGUGACUUCCAAGACAUAGACUGGCUGAUGGAAGUUAUGCAGAUCCUCCACCUCUGGGCUCAUGUUUCAGGCCCAUAUCACAAACCUUGACAUUCAGAUGGUUGUUUUUAAAUGUUUUAUUUUUGGUAUAGUUAUGAUAGACAAUCAUAAAUGAUACCAGUUUUAUACCCAUUUAAGUUAAAAACUUUAUCAGUGUUAAUGAAAUGUGCUGAUUCUCGUACGUUGCAUUGUUCAUCUUUGUUCAUAAUUUCGAAAUUACAUUAAAUAAAUAAUUUACUAAAUA